GGGAGUUUAGAGAAAAGGGUGCUUGUUUUAUAACGCGUUCACUGCAGUUUUAACAUAUAUAAAUAUUGUUUUCACUAAGCAAAAUAUUAACAAUAUAGCUAUUAAGGAAUAAGAUAAUUAGAAUAGCGUUACUUACUCACAAGAUAGGAAGAAAACAUUCCUUUUACAUUUUUUUAAGUGGUCAAGCCUUAUUUUUUUCGCAUGAAAAAGCGACCAACGUUGUUUCAAAGCGACUGUCAACAGGAAAAUACACGUGUGGAAAUGCAGAGAGAAAUGUAGCUAAUAUCUUUGGUAAAAGCAAAGCAAAAGCUGAUGUUUAAAUUAUAUCGACUCUUAAUAGUUGACAUAGAGAACUGUUUGCAUUGUGAUAUUGUAGACUCCUGUCUUAAUUUCCAGCUAGCCAUCCGUGGUGGAUAGGCUGCUACAGCUACAUUAAGUUUGCCAAGCUUUUUUUUCUUCCGUUUCAACAUUUGAACAAUGGCUCUGUUCCUUAUUAAUAGGUAUGUUCACUCUUUGUGUUUGUUGUGUGAUGGCUAGCAACCUUCUGGAUUAAUGUAGUAAUAAGUGUGUUUAUAAAGUGUACAGUAACGUUAAAUAAAGUAAGGACCUGAAACGAAGUACAAUAACGAUUAUGCUUUUCAUAGAUACCUUGGAGAUGAGGAAGGUGGUGGCUCUAGCAACGAGUCUCGAUCCAAAGCAUUGUUGGCUAAGCUUCAGAGGAAGGCCAAAGUCAAGGAGCAACAGAGCUUGGCAUGUCAAGGGGAACACCAGUCAAAAACAACAGUUGAGAGUGACAGGGACACCUCUGUGAAGAAGAAAAUAAAAAACAAGGGAGACAACCUCGAGGAGACAAAACACCCAAAGAAGAGGAAAGAGCAUGUGUCUCCACCUGACCCUGAAGAACUUUCCAAAGGUGAUAAUGCACAAAAGAAGAAAAAUGAUACAAAAAAGAUACAACUAACAGAAGACAAAGGUGUGUAUCUAUCAUUUUGACACACAUUUACAUUUGAAAUGGUAUAACAUUCAUAAGAAAACGUUUUUAUAUUUGUAUUCCUUAUUUUGCCUUUGCUUCUCUCCUUGGUCUUAGAUGGGUUCGAGCAGACAUCUGUCCACAAAAAGAAAAUAAACCUGCAAGAUUCCGCUGCUACUGACAAAACAGAGCUGCCAGAAAAUGAUGAUGAAAUGGUGGACACAGAAAAAAGUUCCUCUCAGACUGGUUUCACCAUACUGGGAGGAUUUGAGAAAAAUAUUAUUCAAAAGGUACCGUCUUUUGGUUAAGUGCACUAGCACAUUGAUAUAACUUGUAGUGGGACAUUUUACUAGAGAUGUGCAUCUCUCCUUACAAGCACGAUUCGAUACACAUCGAGAUACAUGGGCUGCGAUACUAUACUUUUAGUUUGAAACGAUUUGGUGCGAUUCGAUUUGUGGAACGAAUCGAUGCGAUUCCAUGCACUAAUAAUUGUUGCAUCAACACAUUACUUUUCCAUUCUAAAUUCAUAUAUGAUACUGAUGGAGCUCAGGAGCUGAGCUGGAUCUGUGUGAGCUGACUUAUUUGAGCUGUGUGUGUGUUCGUGUGAGUUGAGCCAUAGGGCAGACUGAGCAUCUACCACUAUCAGAUAGGGCUGGGAGCAGGGGCGGUGUGUUCAUUAGGGCGAUAUGGGCGACGCACUGCCAAACGGGAAAAGGAAGGGAUUUUUUUCCUAAUCAAUUAUAUCACGGCAACAGUAGUUAUCAGUGUUCUAAUCUAGACGUCUGAUCUGCCACUAAAUGUCCAAUCAGGCUAAAGUCGUGCUUCAAAUGGCCCCGCCCCUUUUGGGGCGAUUUCAGUCAGGUUGAAAAUCGCCCCAGAAGUCUCUCAUAGACUCUCAUGUAAAAUCUUUUUUUUUCAAAUAUCAGAGCUUUCACAAUACAAUCUCUAUGGGUUCCGGGAGGGCUUGCACUUACGCGCUUUCGUCAUACGUAACAUAACCAUGAACGUAACUAAGAAAAGAGCGGGUAGCAGCGUCAAUCAAUUCACGUACUACUGUCAAGAUGGCUAGCGUUCAGUGCAACUCGAUUGUCUCUUUGAAAGAAGUUCCUUUUUGUCGGCGAACAAAUCAAGAUAAAUUGGCAACGAAACAAUUAGGACCUCCCAGACCAAAUUUAAUAAUUCAACAGGUUUCUACUAAAGGGGGAAAGUCCUACACACGAGGAUUUUCCAAAAAUUGGUACGAACGAAAAACCUGGCUAGCAGGCAGCGAUGUAGCUAAUGCAGUCUUCUGCUACCCCUGCUUACUCUUUCACCCUGAAGGCGGCACGGCAGACAGCACCGCUUGGACAGCGACUGGUGUAACGGACAUGCACCAUCUUUCAGAAAAGAUUAAGAAACAUGAGCUGUCAAAGACCCACACGGAUAGCUGUUUGAGAUUGUCUGCUUUGGGGAGAGUGAACAUUGCCACUCAACUGGAUGAGGGAUACAGGCUAGCUGUCCGCCGCCACAACGAUGAGGUUAGCAAGAACCGCCACAUCCUCAGCCGGCUAAUCCAGUGUGUGAAGUUUUGCGGAGUGUUUGAGUUAGCUUUGCGAGGCAAAGAUGAAACUGAGGGCUCCACCAACCCUGGUAUUUUUCUUGGACUUGUCAACUUUGUGGCACAAUUAGAUGAGGUGUUUUAUGGAAAUGCAUAUUGUUUAUGCAGUGUUGAGGAAUGUGAAAGAACACCCUUGAUUCUUUUUACUGUGAUAACUUAUUUUGCUUUUGUAAGCCAACACUUUUGAGAUCAGUCAAUAAAUGCUUCUGGUAUUGACUUAUAUGCUGCCCCUGUCUUCAUGUUGUUGCUGGACAUAUCUUUUUUUAAAUGUGUGUAGGUCACCUAAAUCAUCAGAAAAAUUGCCCCCCCUGAGAAUUUUUUCAGGAGCCGCCACUGGCUGGGAGGUAUACCGUAAUUUACUAUAUACGUAUAUUGAUGCAUGGACCGGUUUGAGUUUUUACUUUACCUUCUAUAAUGGUAUUUCAAUGUUUGGUUUGUUAAAUGUGAUGCGUAACUUCGGCGCGUGUAAUGUCCGUUUUGAUAGUUUACUCCGUCUUCUACUUGAGUCAUAUCUCUCCCUCCUCCUGCUGCUGCAUGCCGCUAACCACACCAAGCCCUGCCACCUGUCACUCAAGGAGGCAGCAGUUGCUGGACCACGCCUUCACAAGCACUUUCUUGCCGUUCACUCUGCAUGGUCAGAUGGAUGCAACAAUGUUGGUGACAUGCUGUUUUCCACAAGCGUUUUAUAAUUACACUAUUAGUUUGUGUAUCUUACUGUCUGCAAACUACUGUUUGCUAGUUUCUCUUUUCUUAGCAAGGUGUUGCUACAAUAACUAGUUUUAGCCGCUAAUGCUAAUCACUAGUUAGCUGGCUGGCUAGCUUGCUAAACGUACUAAGAGUCAGAGCAAACGUAGCUAAUUAGCUAAUGCUGCCUGGUACCAGUGCUGGUGUAGGCCUACAUAAGCAUGUUUGUGCAACAGCAUCUUAUCAGAGAGCAAUAGGCGAAGCAUUAAUAUGUUGGCUAGCUACAUGAAGUAAGAAAACAUGUAAUGUAACAUCUAAUUAGGGUCACCUGGAAACACUGAACACUUUGGUUCCUACCCUGUCAAUAAUUCCUCCCUGGUUUAUUCAUUCGUUGUCAUGUCCAACAACAAUGCAUUCAAGGUGCUUCCCACUAUAUUCCAACUAUAGAAUUAGAAUAAUCAUUAUAUUUCCAUGAUUCCAACAGUUCACCAAAUAACUAGGCCUAUAUAUUCUUUCCCAUAUCAUGCUGUGUGGCACAGUGUGGAAAUGAUGAUCUCCCGAGUGGCGCUGUGCCACUAGAGAUCCUGGUUAGAAUCCAGGCUCUGUCAUAGCCGGCCGCGACCGGGAGACCCAUGGGGCGGCGCGCAAUUGGCCCAUGGUAGGGGAGGGAAUGGCCGGCAGGGAUGUAGCUCAGUUGAUAGAGCAUGGCGUUUGCAAGUGCAGAAAAUUGAUGAAAAUUAGUUUUGUUUGCCGUUGGAUUGAACCAUAUAAAUGGAAAAAGCCCCAUUUGAAAUCACUUAUAAUUUAUGUGUUGCCAUCUUAGGGUCAUGAACUACUCAAAAAGUAUAUUUAUAACAGUUAUUAUUCAAAAACAUAAAAUACCGCCAUACCGUCAAAAAUGUGAAAAAUAUCAUAUUAUAUUUUGUCCAUAUCGCCCAGCCCUACUAUUCGAUUUUAUCUGAAAUCCUCAUCACCCACUGAUUAACUUGUCAUAUAGCAGAUUAAAAUGUUUUGAGCUAGUAAUAUGUCAAUAUUUAUCUUUAGAAAUUAGCUAUGGCAUAAAUAGCCAAUUAACGAAACACAGCUUUAGAUUUCACCACGUCUCAAAAGCAAAUGGUUUUGACCGUUUGGGUCUUUAUGGAGGAGAGCUGCUCUCUUCUCCAGAUCAGACCAGUGCGGCUCGCAAAAAUGAUUGCUGUCCUUGUUAUGAAAUUACACAUUUACCCUGUUUAUGUAAAAAUGACCAAAUGCACUGAAUGUUUAAACCAGAACUAUCAAAAAUAUUUUGUACGGUGAACCUGUAAAUCGAAAAGCACCAAUCAAUAGUUAGAUGUGCAAUCAGCAAGAUGUGAGUUGUGUCCACUCCGGUAGCCUACACAGCUCCGCCGGUAAAACACCAUUCUCUACAGCACAUUUGGUAACAAUGACCCAGCAAAUUAUUUGGUUGUAAUGAAUAAAGCCUAUGAUUUAAUAUUGCAAAAGCCAUUUUACAAACAUCUGAAUGCUGAAGUUGCCGCACAGAUGUAGGCUAUGAAUAUUAGAACAGGGAUAAGGUAGGCCGGUCUCCCACACUGCGCACACAGUUGUUAUCUGACUUGUAGAUCAAUGUCAUAUGCGGUUACAUGCAUAAAAGUUUGAUAGGUUGAAGGAGAGGACGCAUCAAUAAAGUCACAACAGAUUGUAGGUAUUUUUGGAAUACAGCAGAAAACGGCAAUGCGUAACGUUUGAAUUGGUUUUCUUACCGAUUCAUGCCUAAUUUGGAUAGGUUUGGACUCCUGCAGACUGAUGCACUUGCGUAUCGGUGAAUCUUUACAUCCCUAGUCUUUACAGUAUGUUCAUGACAUACCAUUUUAUGUAUUUCAUAUGUUAGGUACAAAGAGUCCUGCCCCAGUGGCUUGCUGAGCCAGAUGUGAUCCAGAGAGAUAUUACAAGCAACCUAGUCCCCAUCAGUGAUGUCCCAGGAAUAUGUACUAAACUUAAACGGAAACUGGAGGGCAAUGGAAUUCAUCACCUCUUUCCAGGUUAGUAGGCAUGAAGGAGUAGAAGUUUUAAAACAUUUGCUGUCAUAAUAUGGGGGGGAAAGUACUCAACUUCUAUUGUGUCCCCUGUGCAGUACAAGCGGAGGUCAUCCCAGCCAUUUUAGAGAGUGUGUCUCAUGGUCUAUUGAUUGGAAGAGGGGGCUACAAACCAAGAGACAUUUGUGUGUCUGCACCAACGGGGAGUGGCAAGACUCUGGCAUUCAUCAUACCUGUUAUUCAGGUAUGAAUUAAACCAUUAACCAUAAACAUUUUCAUGGAAGGUGUGUUUUUUUUCAUUAGAUAGAAGGUAAUCAGUUUGAUUUUCUCAUGUCAUUUUAGGCACUGAUGGAGCGAGUUGUAUGUGACAUCCGGGUUUUGACAGUGUUGCCCACCAAAGAGCUUGCACAGCAGGUAACUAGGGUCAAACCUUCAAUCUCCAUGAUGGAGAUAACUUGUGAUUAUUUGUGUUAGCUCACAUCCACUGAAAAACUUUUUAAUGUUUUCUCCCAAACAGGUUUGCAAAGUAUUCAGUUCAUAUGCGGAGGGCACCAGCUUGAAAGUGGUCAUGCUCGCUGGUCAAAAGUCCUUUGCCACAGAGCAGGCAUCUCUCUCAGAAAACCGGUAAAGACACAUAAAGGUCUUUCAUCCUUGGUGGAUAAUAAAUUAUUCUAUUUGUUUAAGCUUAGAGUUUCCUUUCACUCAAAAUAGUACUUUGUGCAUAAAUAACACCAUGAUUUUAAAGAGAAGAUCAAUCUGAAAGAGAUACAUUUUGCUCUUUUUACAGAGGUGGAAUAAGCCACAGUUUGGCAGACAUUGUUGUCGCAACCCCUGGGAGACUGGUUGAUCACAUCAAUAAGAAUGAUGGUUUCAGUUUGGAACACCUCCGCUUCCUUGUGAGUCACUAAUACAAGUACAGUGUCCAUUUUAUUUGCAUGGGUGUUAUGACUAACAGUAUUUAAAUCAAGUAUUCAUAUUUCAUGGUCUCAAAAUAAAUCCUUCUCUCAGAUCAUUGAUGAGGCAGACCGGAUGAUUGACAGCAUGCACCAGUCUUGGCUCAGUCAGGUGACCAAGGCAGUUUACAGAUCCAGGAGUGGUUCUGAAGCAGUCUCGAUCUUCAAGAGGACAGAGCCUGCACCUAUCACUGCGGCGAGGUAAGACCUCACUUCUCAGGAUUGUUUCAGACAAUACAGGAAAUUCAGGACAGGCAACUAUGUGGUUUGUUUGUUAGAGAGAAUACAAACUGUACUACACCAAUGGAUUGUGUGCUUUCACACAUUACUCUAGGAUAUACAGUGCCUUGCAAAAGUAUUCAUCCCCCUUGGCGUUUUUCCUAUUUUGUUGCAUUACAACCUAUAAUUUAAAUGUUUUUUAUUUGGAUUUCAUGUAAUGGACAUACACAAAAUAGUCCAAAUUGGUGAAGUGAAAUGAAAAAAAUAACUUGUUUCAAAAAAUUCUAAAAAAUAAAUAACGGAAAUGUGGUGCGUGCAUAUGUAUUCACCCUCUUUGCUAUGAAGCCCCUAAAUAAGAUCUGGUCCAACCAAUUACCUUCAGAAGUCACAUAAUUAGUUAAAUAAAGUCCACCUGUGUGCAAUCUAAGUGUCACAUGAUCUGUCACAUGAUCUCAGUAUAUAUACACCUGUUCUGAAAGGCAGGUUGGAGUCUGCAACACGACUAAGCAAGGGGCAACACGACUAAGCAAGGGGCAACACGACUAAGCAAGGGGCAACACGACUAAGCAAGGGGCAACACGACUAAGCAAGGGGCAGCACCACUAAGCAAGGGGCAGCACCACUUUAGGCAAGGGGCAGCACCACUAAGCAAGGGGCAGCACCACUAAGCAAGGGGCAGCACCACUAAGCAAGGGGCAGCACCACUAAGCAAGGGGCAGCACCACUAAGCAAGGGGCAGCACCACUAAGCAAGGGGCAACACCACUAAGCAAGGGGCAGCAUGAAGACCAAGGAUCUCUCCAAACAGGUCAGGGACAAAGUUGUGGAGAAGUACAGAUCAGGGUUGGGUUAUGAAAAAAUAUCCGAAACUUUGAACAUCCCACGGAGCACCAUUAAAUCCAUUAUUUAAAAAUGGAAAGAAUAUGGCACCACAACAAACCUCCCAAGAGAGGGCCGCCCACCAAAACUCACGGACCAGGCAAGGAGGGCAUUAAUCAGAGAGGCAACAAAGAGACCAAAGAUAACCCUGAAGGAGCUGCAAAGCUCCACAGCGGAGAUUGGAGUCCAUAGGACCACUUUAAGCCGUACACUCCACAGAGCUGGGCUUUAAGUAAGAGUGGCCAGAAAAAAAAGCCAUUGCUUAAAGAAAAAAAUAAGUAAACACGUUUGGUGUUCGCCAAAAGGCAUGUGGGAGACUCCCCAAACAUAUGGAAGAAGGUACUCUGGUCAGAUGAGACUAAAAUUGAGCUUUUUGGCCAUCAAGGAAAACGCUAAGUCUGGCGCAAACCCAACACCUUUCAUCACCCCGAGAACACCAUCUCCACAGUGAAGCAUGGUGGUGGCAGCAUCAUGCUGUGGGAUGUUUUUCAUCGGCAUGGACUGGGAAACUGGUCAGAAUUGAAGAAUGAUGGAUGGCGCUAAAUACAGGGAAAUUGUUGACGGAAAUCUGUUUCAGUCUUCCAGAGAUUUGAGACUGGGACGGAGGUUCACCUUCCAGCAGGACAAUGACCCUAAGCAUACUGCUAAAGCAACACUUGAGUGGUUUAAGGAGAAACAUUUAAAUGUCUUGGAAUGGCCUAGUCAAAGCCAAAGGGGGGGGGGGGGGGGGGGUGAAUAGUUAUGCACGCUCAAGUUUGCAUCUUCAAAGUGGUAAAUCAAAUUAUGCCAACACCCCAAAAAAUCAAUUUUAAUUCCAGGUUGUAAGGCAACAAAAUAGGAAAAAUGCCAAGGGGGGUGAAUACUUUCGCAAGCCACUGUAUGCUGUGAUUUAAACAUUUCUGUUUUUACUUUGUGGCAGCUUGUCACCGCCUCCGAUGCCUCUGCAGAAGCUCCUGUUCUCAGCCACACUGACUCAGAAUCCAGAGAAGUUGCAGCAACUAGGCUUGCAUCAGCCCAGACUCUUCAGCUCGGUCCAUAGUCAGUCAACGACCCACCCUGAGUCUCAAGAGAGGUUCAACUUCCCCCAGGGCCUGACAGUACGUUACAAAAACAUAAUUGCAAGUGAUUUUUAUUUAUCCUAUAUCCCAGAGCAAUGUGUCACUGUGGUCUCUUUUCUAGGAGUACUAUGUGCCCUGCACUCUGAGUAAGAAACCCCUCCUCAUCCUCCAUUUCAUACUGCGCCUGAAGUUUAGUCCCAUUCUGUGCUUCACCAAUUCUAGAGAAGCCGCUCACAGGUUGGUGAAUUUUCCCUGGCUUUCUCCUUAAUGCAUUAUUGGAUGAAGAUUACAUGUCCACAGCCAUUUGAUUUGGUCUCUGUUCUCUCUGACAGACUGUAUCUGCUAGUGCAGCUUUUUGGUGGAGUGCAGGCAGCUGAGUUCUCCUCACGACUCUCUCCCAAUGAGAGGAAGAGAACCCUCAAGGAGUUUGAACAGGGAAAGAUCCAACUGUGAGUAUGAGUGUCUGUUGGAGGAUAAUUUAACGUUCUCUUUUCUUUGCCAAAUAUAUUAUAUAUUUUUUCUGUUGAAGUUUGAUCAGCACUGAUGCUGCUGCCAGAGGCAUUGACAUCAACGGGGUGAAAUGUGUUGUGAAUUACGAUGCACCACAGUUCAUCAGGACGUACAUUCAUAGGUAAGCUAGCUUGAUCGUUACACCUGUAACUGCAUUGGUUAAAUUGUAUUUGUUGUAGCUUUUGUAUGCAAUUAAUGUUAUUAGGAUAUAUUCUGCCUUCCUGUGACAGUAUUUGUGUUGGCACAGGGUUGGAAGGACUGCAAGAGCUGGAAAAGUUGGACUGGCCUUCACAUUUCUUUUGGGAGUACAGGUGAGACGGAUGUAUUUUCAAACAUAGGACACAAAGAGCAAUGGAGAUUAUGUGGAUGUGUGGCCAAGGAUUAAAUGAUAUCACUGCAGAAAGCAAUAUUCUGUAAAAACAGCAUUGCGCCUGCAUUAAAAAACCUUAACAUUUCAAUUGAAAUAAAUGUGAAUUUUGUUUUGUUGUGGUUAAACUGCCAUACAAGUUUUGCCAACAAGGUGAAAAAUCUGACUGUGCCCUUGGGCAAGGCACUUAACACCCCUGGAGCAAACUAAAUUUGCUCCAGGGGUGUCGUACUACUAUGGCUGACCCUGUAAAACAACACAUUUCACUGCACCUAUCUGGUGUAUGUGACAAUAAAACAUAUUUGUUUAUAUAAUACACUGAAAAAUAUAUAUAAACACAACAUGUAAAGGGUUGGUCCCAUGUUUCAUGAGCUGAAAUAAAAGAUCCCAGAAAUGUUCCAUACUCACAAAAAGCUUAUUUCUCUAAAAUGUUGUGCACAAAUUUGUUUACAUCCCUGUCAUGUGAAAUCCAUAGAUUAGGGCCUAAUUUAUUUAUUUCAAUUGACUGAUUUCCUUAUAUGAACUGUAACUCAGUAAAAUCUUUGAAAUUGUUGCAUGUUGUGUUUAAUAUAUUUUUUCAGUGUAGAUGCUUUAGUUAAAGAUCUACAGUCCCUGUAUGCUAAUUCCGGGUGAUGUUGGUGGUUGCUAUUCUACAGGAGAAUAACUUUCUUCAGAUGGUGAAGGAUGCAGGCAGCCCUGGGAUCCAGAAACAGAUAGUCAAGCCUGGGAGCCUGAAAAGCAUGGAACCCCGCUAUCAACAGAUGCUGCUGGAGCUGGGGAAUACCAUAAAGGUACUGUAGUAGACUCGGAUCACUGAAAUAGACUGUAAAACAGAAACGGCGUGAGGACAACUGUUGAUCUUGUCCGUUACUUGUUCUAGUAUUAUCAUCAUCAUUAUGUCACAAGUUGUCAUGACUUUUAACACAAAACCUGUUUUAUUUUUCUCCCCAGGGUGAAAAGGCCAACAAGCACGUGUAACACAGUGACUUGAGUCAAUAUACUGUAAGAUUGUUCCUUCUCUCAUGACAGACAAAACCAGCGGUCAGCGCUCACACAAGAUUUGGUUUCGGGUGCAGAGAUCUUUUGUAUGAAUGUUUUUUUUUUCCUCAAAUAAAUAUGGG
Messenger RNA from Coregonus sp. 'balchen', 10372 nucleotides. NCBI's taxonomy places the organism in Eukaryota, Metazoa, Chordata, Actinopteri, Salmoniformes, Salmonidae. The record is from the annotation of a GenBank genome assembly.